CUCCUAAACCCUAUCUAUCUGCCAUAUAAAAUCCUUAAACCCUGAUUCCCCCGCUCCUCUCAGCGGAAAUUCUCCGGCGUUGGGACCGGAAAUCCGUAAGCUUAGUCGCAUUUGCACUAUGUCCGUUAAGCUUAUUCCACAGUUCCGCUUCCUCAACCCAUCUUUUACGGUUGCAUGUCACCAACCUAUGAAAUCUUCCCCGCUCAUUAGCUCCUCCCUGGCUAUCCCCGUUCUUUCUCGGAUGUUCCCUUUCAGACUAAAAUAUCUAGGUUUUGUCCCUCAUUUCAAUUCGCAAGUCGGUGUUCUCCGAUUCUCCACUCGGCCAUUUCGACCCAGGCCCCAAUUCAGUCAUGGUGGUCGUGACAGAGGAGAUAUGAGAGCUUCAAAGAGUUUAAUUGAAGAUGAAGACGAACUCAGUGAUUGGGUCAGUGAUUUGAGGACCAGUCCUUUCCGUGGUAGAAUCACUAGCGAAAACGAGUCGGAUUCUGAUGGGGCUCGCCGCAGAGUUAGGGGUAGGAAUCAGGACCGAAGCAGAAGUAGAGAAAGAAGUAGGGAGGGUUUUUCAACGAAGAGAAGAAGGGACAAUAUCUCGGACGAGUUUGGCGAGUCUGAUAGGAGGAGAGUUCGCAACCAGGCCGACUCAUUUUCGAGGAAUUCACGAACAAGCGAGCGAUUUGAUAAUGGAAUUACGCGAGGUGAUGAGGAUACGUUUAGGAGAAAGCGAGUUGGGAAUAAGCAUUUAAUGAAUGAAAGGAGAGGAGGGAGAGAGAUAGAUUCAGGGUUUAGGAGAGAUAGGAAGGGAUUAAAGGGGAAAAAUGGUUUCGUUGACGAUGAGGAAGGUGACGGCGAUAUUGAUGAGAGAAUGUAUGAGAGAAAGGAAUUGAUGGAGCAUCUCGGGGAUAUGGUUGAUGAGGAAGAGAGUGAUGAUGCUGAUGAAGAUGUUCAUGAUGAUGGGAUCUUAAAAAAAAGGCCAUCUAGUUCAUUUGAUUUGGCGAAAGAAAGGGCAAGUUCACCUAGAAAAUCCGAAUCUUAUUUAAGCGAGUCUAGAUUUGAUCAAUGUUCGAUUUCUCCUUUGUCAUUAAAAGGAAUCAAGGAUGCUGGAUAUGAGAAAAUGACUGUAGUUCAGGAGGCCACUCUUCCAGUUAUACUAAAAGAUAAGGAUGUUCUUGCUAAGGCUAAAACAGGCACUGGAAAAACUGUAGCGUUUUUGCUUCCAGCAAUUGAAGUUAUUGUAAAAUCUCCUCCUAUUGGUCGAGAUCAGAAGCGACCGCCAAUUCUUGUGCUUGUUAUAUGCCCAACUCGAGAACUUGCAAGUCAAGCUGCUGCAGAAGCAAAUACACUAUUGAAGUAUCACUCUUCUAUUGGUGUUCAAGUUAUUAUGGGUGGCACACGUCUUGCUCUUGAACAGAAACAAAUGCAAGCAAACCCAUGCCAGAUUCUUGUUGCAACACCUGGAAGACUUAGAGACCAUAUUGAGAACACUGCUGGAUUUGCAACACGGCUGAUGGGUGUGAAAGUCCUUGUACUUGAUGAAGCUGAUCAUUUGCUAGACAUGGGAUUUCGUAAAGACAUUGAAAAAAUAAUUGCUGCUGUCCCAAAGCAACGGCAAACACUUCUGUUUUCAGCCACAGUUCCUGAAGAGGUUCGACAAAUCUCUCACAUUGCUUUGAGGAGAGAUCAUGAAUUCAUAAAUACUGUUGAAGAGGGAACUGAGGAGACACAUUCACAGGUCAGACAGAUGCAUAUAAUUGCUCCAUUGGACAAGCAGUUUCCCAUAUUAUAUGUCCUUUUGAAGGAUCAUAUUGCUGAUAACCUUGAUUAUAAGAUUCUUGUAUUUUGUACAACUGCUAUGGUCACAAGAAUGGUUGCUGACCUUCUUGGUGAACUGAGCUUGAAUGUUAGAGAGAUCCAUUCGAGAAAGCCACAGAGUUACAGAACCAGGGUUUCUGAUGAAUUCCGAAAAUCAAAGGGCCUUAUUCUUGUGACGUCGGAUGUAUCCGCCCGUGGAGUGGAUUAUCCUGAUGUUACCCUUGUCAUUCAGGUGGGUUUGCCGGCUGAUAGAGAACAGUACAUACAUCGACUUGGUAGAACUGGUCGUAAAGGUAAAGAAGGGCAAGGCAUAUUGUUACUGGCACCAUGGGAGGAAUUAUUCUUAUCUAUCAUCAAAGAUCUGCCAAUAACAAAGGGUCCAGUCCCUUCAGUUGACCCAGACACGCGGAGAAAGGUGGAACGGGCGCUGUCAAAUGUUGAGAUGAAGAACAAAGAAACAGCUUACCAGGCCUGGUUAGGUUACUACAAUUCCAAUAAGAUGGUGGGUCGGGACAAGUAUAGGCUUGUGGAGCUGGCUAACGAGUUCAGCCGAAGUAUGGGACUUGAUAACCCUCCUGCCAUCCCCAAGCUCAUCCUUGGCAAGAUGGGUCUCAGGAAUAUCCCUGGUUUGCGCUCCAAGUAGUUUUGGUACUGACCAUGCACUAAAGAUCCAGGCAGUCCUUUUGUAAGGAAAACAGUCCUUUUGUAAGGAAAACAUCACUAGGAAAUUAUCAGACUUUUUAAAAAAAUAUGUUUGCGAAA
This is a messenger RNA of Manihot esculenta (cassava), 2571 nucleotides long. Its product is annotated as DEAD-box ATP-dependent RNA helicase 31. Gene Ontology annotation, molecular function: RNA helicase activity; ATP binding; nucleic acid binding. The coding region runs from base 119 to 2452 and encodes 777 amino acids. Gene Ontology annotation, cellular component: chloroplast. The record is from RefSeq and is a predicted model, not a curated record. Lineage: Eukaryota; Viridiplantae; Streptophyta; Magnoliopsida; Malpighiales; Euphorbiaceae. The transcript is spliced from 10 exons.